CGAGCACAAAGGAAAGUCUCGCCGCACACGCGCGCACGGAGGACCUGGCCGACUACACCUCCCAAGAAGCACCGGGCCGAACCUCUCUCCAUUUUGCUGUCCCGGCGGACGGUGAAGGAGGAGCGCCCCCUCAGCAGGGGGUUGCCAUGGAGACGCGGGCUGACGGCGUCCUAGCGAGGGCAGUGAUUGGUGCAGAACCCUGCCCCCGGAAGGCCCGUAGAGAAUUGAGGGAAACGUGGUGGGGGGCAUGCGCGUUUUGGAAGGCUGUGCUGGUGUCGGUUGCCCCCUGAGAAGCUUGCGCACGUUGACGGGGGCCCAGAGGCCUGGAUCUGAGGCCGGGAGCGCGGGAAGAGGCGGCGGGAAUGUGACCUGAUCGUUGUGAACAACGCUACCCCGGGGAACAGGGGGAGAAGGGUGGAAACAGAGGCGAGGGUGGGGGAAGGGCAAGGAGGCGCUCGGGCUGGUGCGUGGAGCAUUCUGGGAGACAUAGUUCGGCCGGGGAGGGGAAGUCGGCAAUUGCGCAUGCUCAGCAGCGCGGAGCGACCUGCUGAGCGCCGAGGUGAGGGCCGGAGCCUCUCGACUGGGAAGGCUCGGGCGGGGUCCAGGGCAGCGGCUGCGGACUCGUGGAUUCUGGCUGCCCAGCGGGACCAGUAUCGCGGGGCAGGGACCUGGGUACUAUGCACGCAGGCCCGGUGCUGUCGCGCGAGGCUCGUCAAUCACUGCGUAUUGCCAUGGUGACAGGCUCUGGGAGCCCCGCCUCCUGGUUGCCAUGGCGGCACCAGGACCUGCCGGGGCUCCCUCGCGGGGAAGUUGCCUGCCAAGAUUUCUGGUAAAUGUAGUUCAGGAACCUCCACAGGUGCGGGCCGGCUUGGCGAAGCUUUCUCCCAGGAUUUCAGGAUGACCUGGAAUCGAGGAGCAGAGGCUCCUGGUGCAGUGGUCUCAGGGCCUUUGUGCGCCCCCUGGAAACUCCCCAUCACCUUUUAGCAGCAUUUAAAAUCAGGAAGCUGAAGAAAUGAUGGGACGUUGUGUGGUGUGAAAAGUUGGGUUCAGAGGAUGGGGCUGAAUGGGGGGAAGAUGCUGCCUGGGGGCUGGGACACACAGACGACCUUGCACAGGUGGAGAAGAGGGGAACAGGUGGAGAUAGGCUGCCCUGUGGAACCAAGCUGGGAGGGGAAUAGUCUGAAGGACUGGGAGGGAGAAUGGAUAGUGUAGUGAUGGGCUGGUGUUAGAAGUGGGGAGUAGUGGUACUGAUGCCCAGGUGGUGGUGUUGUAGGUGUCAUUCACCUAUAGGGUAGGGAUGAAGUGGUAUGAACAGAAGAAGAGCAGGAUUUAAGGGAGAGCGAAGGUAUCUUCUGGACCUAAAAAGCAGCCUGUGUUUGGAACGGGACUACCAGAGACUGCAUAGGCCUAGCUAGAGACCAAGGAUACGAGUGAUUCAUUGAGGGCUUAACAGCCCCACAGCUCCCUGGCAUGUGAGCACCUCUCUAUGCCUCAGUUUCCUCAUAUUCCUUUCACUCAGGGUAACUCUGAGGAUCAAACAGCACAACAUACAGUAGCCACUCAAUAAGUAUUCGUUGCCACUGUUUGUUCUCAUCUUAGCAGCCUCUUCCCAUUCUUCCCCCAGGGGCAGACACUGGUCUCAGAGGUCCAGCCCGGUCUUUCCAAUGAGGCCCGCAGCACUGGGAUCCCCAGGCCAUGCACCCCCGGAACACGAGGGACCUGUCAUGGUGAAGCUGGAGGACUCUGAGGAGGACGGUGAGGCAGCCCCAUGGGAUCCUGGCCCGGAAGCUGCACGCCAGCGUUUCCGGCACUUCCGAUACGAGGAGACAAUGGGUCCCCGAGAGGCCCUGGCCCGGCUCAGGGAGCUGUGCCGCCAGUGGCUACGGCCCGAGGUGCGCUCCAAGGAGCAGAUGCUGGAGCUGCUGGUGCUGGAGCAGUUCCUGGGCACACUGCCCCCUGAGAUCCAGGCCCGCAUGCGGGGACAGAGGCCAGGCAGCCCUGAGGAGGCUGCUGCCCUGGUCGAGGAGCUGCGCCCAGAGCCGGGAGGGCCCCGGAGAUGGGUCACAGUUCAAGUGCAGGGCCAGGAGGUGCUAUCAGAGAAGAUGGAGCCCUCUGACUUCCAGCCCCUCCCUCAAACCAAGCCUCGGACUCCAGAACCUGGGCCUGAGAUACCCCCUGGGGCCACGCGGGAGUCGCCACUGGGCCUUCAGGUGAAAGAGGAGCCCGAGGUUACAGAGAACCCAGAGCUUCUGGCUUCUGGGCCUCUAGCCAACCCCGAGGAGGCCCCUUCCACUUUCCUGCCUGAGGAGGCCCAGGGCUGUAGGAUCGUGCUAGAACAGGUCCCUCCCCAGAGCGAGACUGGGCCUGAGGGGCCCUCAUGGAGGGAGCACCCUGGAGCCCUGUGGCAGGAGGAACGUGGAGGAGUCUUCUCCCCAGGGUUCGCACUCCCGAUGGACAACGUCUCUGCUGGCCCAGUCACUGUGAGCCCCCACCUCCACAUUCCCUGGCACCUCGGGGUACCCGACCUUACUAGCCGACUCCGGUCACCCUGCCGAGAAAGUAGUUUCUCGCACGCGCUCGUCCUCCACAGUGACCCGGGAGGUGAGCAAGAUCUCACGGGCGAGGAUCCCCGCCAAAGCGUGGGCCCAAUGCUGGCCACCGCCCGCUGGCGCGCCCCCAGGGGUCGGAGCCGGGGCAGGGGUCGGCCCAGUACAGGCGCCGGGACCGUGCGAGGUGGCCGCUGCGACGUAUGCGGGAAGGUGUUCAGCCAACGCAGCAACCUGCUGAGGCACCAGAAGAUACACACGGGAGAGCGGCCAUUCGUGUGUGGCGAGUGCGGCCGCAGCUUCAGCCGCAGCUCACACCUGCUGCGCCACCAGCUCACGCACACCGAAGAACGUCCGUUCGUGUGCGGCGACUGCGGCCAGGGCUUCGUGCGCAGCGCACGCCUGGAGGAGCACCGACGCGUGCACACGGGCGAGCAGCCCUUUCGUUGCGCUGAGUGCGGCCAGAGCUUCCGGCAGCGCUCCAACCUGCUGCAGCACCAGCGCAUCCACGGUGACCCCCCGGGUCCCGGUGCUGCGCCCCCCACACCUCCCGGAGCGCCCGAGCCCCCAGGCCCCUUCCCGUGCAGUGAGUGCCGCGAGAGCUUCGCGCGGCGCGCCGUGCUGCUGGAGCACCAGGCGGUGCACACCGGCGACAAGUCCUUUGGCUGCGUGGAGUGCGGCGAGCGCUUCGGCCGCCGCUCGGUGCUGCUGCAGCACCGGCGCGUACACAGCGGCGAGCGGCCCUUCGCCUGCGCCGAGUGUGGCCAGAGCUUCCGGCAGCGCUCCAACCUCACGCAGCACCGGCGCAUCCACACGGGCGAGCGGCCCUUCGCCUGCGCCGAGUGCGGCAAGGCCUUCCGCCAGCGGCCCACGCUCACGCAGCACCUGCGCGUGCACACGGGCGAGAAGCCCUUCGCCUGCCCCGAGUGCGGCCAGCGCUUCAGCCAGCGUCUCAAGCUCACGCGCCACCAGCGGACACACACCGGCGAGAAGCCGUACCACUGCAGCGAGUGCGGCCUGGGCUUCACGCAAGUCUCACGGCUUACCGAGCACCAGCGCAUCCACACGGGCGAGCGGCCCUUCACCUGCCCUGAGUGCGGCCAAAGCUUCCGGCAGCACGCCAAUCUCACGCAGCACCGGCGCAUCCACACGGGCGAACGGCCCUAUGCCUGCCCCGAGUGCGGCAAGGCCUUCCGCCAGCGGCCCACGCUCACGCAGCACCUGCGCACCCACCGGCGCGAGAAGCCCUUCGCCUGCCAGGACUGUGGCCGCCGCUUCCACCAAAGCACCAAGCUCAUCCAGCACCAGCACGUCCACAAUGCGGAGUAGCUAGUGUUCACUAGACCCCCUCUCUGCUCCACCUUGGUCCUGUGUGUGGGAGCGGGCAGAACACAUACCUCACAGGGUUGUUGUGAGGCCUGCAAUCGCUUCGGUACGAGCAGACCCGCCCAGGGCCUGACCCCCUAGUAGGUGCUCAAUAAACAUUAGAUGGAACCUG
Equus caballus (horse) is the source of this 4044-nucleotide messenger RNA. The record is from RefSeq and is a predicted model, not a curated record. NCBI's taxonomy places the organism in Eukaryota, Metazoa, Chordata, Mammalia, Perissodactyla, Equidae.